UAAAAUUUCCCAAUUCCUUCCCUCUAGGGUUUGCGGUUUCGACUUCUCCAGCGAUUAAAAUCCCCAAAUUCGUCUUCUCUCUUAGCACUUUCGUCUUCUUCGUUGCAGUAAACAUGCCGCAGAGGCACUCGAAGAACAACAAUGACCUAGCUUUCUUCACUUACGACGAGAAGAGGAAACUAGGGUACGGAACCCAAAAGGAGAGAUUGGGGAAGGAUUCGAUCAAGCCCUUCGAUGCUUGUUCCCUCUGCUUGAAACCCUUCAUCGACCCGAUGUGUUGCCAAAAGGGCCAUGUGUUCUGCAAGGAGUGCAUUCUCGAGUGUCUUUUGGCGCAGAAGAAAGACAUUCAGCGGAAGCUAGCUGCCCAUUCCGCUCAAAAGAAGCAAGAGAAAGAGGAGGAGGAAGAGAGGCAGACCUUGCAAAAAGCGAGAGAACUUGAUGAAUUUGAUCAGCAAAAUCAUGGUGCUUUACCUCGAUACAGUGACAGGAAUCACAGCCAAGACAAGAAUGGUUUUCACGGGGCAAAUAGUGUGAAGACAACGUCUUUUGAAGAAGAAGCUCUCAAGACAAUGAAAGCUUUCUGGCUUCCUUCGGCUACACCUGAGGCUCCCGCCAAAGUAGAAGCUCCCGAAACUCACACGCUCUGUCCGGAGGGCAAGGAGAAACUCAAGCUCAAGACCCUUUUCCCAAUCCGCUUCACAGAAGACAACAGCAGUGAGAAGAAGUCGUCUAGUUGUACCUAUGACAAGUCAUACAUCUGUCCGAGCUGCAAAGUCACACUCACAAACACGAUGUCUCUCGUGGCAAUUAGCUCAUGUGGGCAUGUGUUCUGCAAGAAAUGUGCUGAUAAGUUCAUGCCUGUUGACAAGGUCUGUCUUGUAUGCAACAAAUCAUGCAAGGAGAGGAACUUGGUUAACUUGGAGAAAGGUGGAACCGGAUUUGCAGGCCACGAUGAACGUCUCGAGGCUAAGGACUACAAGCAUUUGGGUAGCGGGAGCGGACUGGGGCUGGUCAGACCAGUGAAGACAUAAAAAAAACAACAAAAGUUAAAGUGUUUCUCUCCAAACUCUCUGUUCCUGUUUUGGACAUGGAAUGUGUCUUGCUCUGACUCUUAUGUUUCAAUCCAAUACGAUCUUAUAUGAUAAUGUAAUGGUUUGCAUUGAAUAUGCCAUUUUCAUGGUGUUGAACUAUGAAUUUGCAUAUUUUUGUAUCUGAUAUGUAUUGGAGGUAGAUGUGUUUGUGUCA
Tarenaya hassleriana is the source of this 1245-nucleotide messenger RNA. RefSeq names its product nitric oxide synthase-interacting protein. The transcript has 2 exons. Gene Ontology annotation, cellular component: nucleus. Lineage: Eukaryota; Viridiplantae; Streptophyta; Magnoliopsida; Brassicales; Cleomaceae. The record is from RefSeq and is a predicted model, not a curated record. Bases 114 to 1031 code for a protein of 305 amino acids. Gene Ontology annotation, molecular function: ubiquitin protein ligase activity.